AUGGCGUGUGACAGCGGCAAGGUCACCAUCCAGCUGGUGGAGGACGAGGCCAGCCCCGAGGCCCGGGGCCCCAAGCUCUUUCGGGGUCAGAACUACGAAGCAAUCCGGGCCACCUGCCUGCAGGAGGGGAUCCUGUUCCGAGACCCCUACUUCCCGGCUGGCGCAGAGGCCCUCGGCCAUGACCUGCUCGGGCCCGACUCCGAGAGGGCCAAAGGGGUGGAAUGGAAGAGGCCGCAUGAGUUCUGUGCUGAGCCCCACUUCAUCUGCGAGGACGUGAGCAGGACAGAUGUGUGUCAGGGGAGAUUGGGUAACUGCUGGCUUCUGGCGGCCGCUGCCUCCCUCACACUGUACCCGCGGCUGCUGCGCCGGGUCGUGCCCCUGGGACAGAGCUUUCGGAAUGGUUACGCAGGGGUCUUCCACUUCCAGAUCUGGCAGUUUGGCCGCUGGGUUGACGUGGUGGUAGAUGACCGGCUGCCUGUGCGGAACGGGAAGCUGAUGUUCGUGCGCUCUGAGCAGCGGAAUGAGUUCUGGGCUCCACUUCUGGAAAAGGCCUAUGCCAAGCUGCAUGGCUCCUACGAGGUGAUGCAGGGCGGCCACAUGAACGAGGCCUUCGUGGACUUCACGGGUGGCAUCGGCGAGGUGCUCUACCUGAGGCAGGACAUCCCUGGACUCUUCCCCAUCCUGCGCCAUGCCCUUAUGAAAGAGUCCCUAGUGGGCGCCACUGCACUGAGUAACCGGGGGGAGUACCGCACAGAGGACGGGCUGGUGAAGGGACAUGCGUACUCAGUCACGGGCACACACAAGGUGACCCUGGGCUUCACCAAAGUACGGCUGUUGCGGCUUCGGAACCCGUGGGGCCGCGUGGAGUGGAACGGGGCCUGGAGCGACAGCUGCCCACGCUGGGACACACUACCCACCGAGUGGCGAGAGGCCCUGCUAGUGAAGAAGGAAGACGGCGAGUUCUGGAUGGAGCUUCAGGACUUCCUGCGCCACUUCAACACGGUCCAGAUCUGCUCGCUGAGCCCCGACGUGCUGGGCCCGCUGCCGGCGGGUGGCAGCUGGCACAUCCACACGUUCCAGGGCCGCUGGGUGCGAGGCUUCAACUCCGGCGGGAGCCAGCCCGGGGCCGGCACCUUCUGGACCAACCCCCAGUUCCGGCUGACGCUGCUGGAGCCGGACGAGGAGGAGGAGGACGACGACGACUGUCCUCGCGGCGGCCGCCUGCCCAAGUGCACGGUCCUGCUGUCCCUCAUCCAGCGCAACCGGCGACGCCUGCGCGCGCAGGGCCUCAGCUACCUCAGCGUGGGCUUCCACGUGUUCCAGAUCCCGGAGGAGCUGCUGCCCCUCUGGGACUCGCCCCGCAGCCGCGCGCUGCUGCCCAACCUGCUGCGCGCUGACCGCUCGCCCUUCUGCGCGCGCCGCGACGUGAGCCGCCGCUGCCGCCUGCCGCCCGGCCACUACCUGGUGGUGCCCAGCGCCACCCGCACGGGCGACGAGGCCGACUUCACGCUGCGCAUCUUCACCGAGCGCCGCCACACCGCCGUGGAGAUCGACGACGUCAUCAGCGCCGACCUGCACGCCCUCGAGGUGCCCUACUGGCCCUUGGACCUGGGGUUGGAACUGCUGUUCCUGGAGCUGGCAGGAGAGGAGGAGGAACUCUGCGCCCCUGAGCUCCAGAUCUUGUUGAACAUCGCCUUGGAGCCCGCCAGGGCGCAUAACCGGGGGAUUCUCCGAGAGAUCGGCCCCAGGACCUGUGAACUUCUGCUGCGCUGUUUCGGGCAUGGCGGAAGCCUGGCUCUGUACCAUUUCCAGCAGCUGUGGGGCCACCUCCAGAAGUGGCAGGACACCUUCGACAAGUUCGAUGAAGAUGAGUCGGGCACCAUGAACUCGUGUGAGCUGAGGCUGGCACUGAACGCGGCAGGCUUCCACCUGAACAACCAGCUGACCCAGGCCCUCACCAGCCGUUACCGGGACAGCCGGCUACGUGUGGACUUCGAGCGCUUUGUGUGCUGCGCGGCCCAGCUCACCAACAUCUUCCGCCUCUGCAGCCAGAACCUGGAUGGGGGUGAAGGGGUCAUCUGCCUGACCCAUAGCCAGUGGAGGCAGGUGGCCUCCUUCUCCUAG
Molecule: messenger RNA, 2124 nt
Organism: Sorex fumeus (smoky shrew)
Lineage: Eukaryota; Metazoa; Chordata; Mammalia; Eulipotyphla; Soricidae
Gene: CAPN12
Product: calpain 12
Exons: 21
Coding region: 1-2124 (707 amino acids)
Biological process (GO): proteolysis
Cellular component (GO): cytoplasm
Molecular function (GO): calcium-dependent cysteine-type endopeptidase activity; calcium ion binding
Source: RefSeq, a predicted model, not a curated record